Molecule: messenger RNA, 1121 nt
Organism: Actinia tenebrosa (Australian red waratah sea anemone)
Lineage: Eukaryota; Metazoa; Cnidaria; Anthozoa; Actiniaria; Actiniidae
Source: RefSeq, a predicted model, not a curated record
GUUCUUUCAGCAAGACCUUUCUUCUCAAAAAACUUGUGAAGCAGCGGUCAGAGAAAGCUGUGAUAUGUUCUAUUUUAUCAUAUUCUGUCAUGUUUAUGGUCAGUGUUCUAUCACGCGCAUAUUUUUUCAUGUUUUCUCGUUCUUUCUGCAGGGCUUUUCUUCUCAACAAGCUUGUGAAGCAGUGCACGAACAGAGAAAGCCAAAGAAAAGCAGGCACAACAGACAAACCUUUUGAAAUAGCUUUCCUAAGUCCCUUUUGACAAAAUGAGUCUGUGCUUGUUAAGCCAGUAACAUUCACUGAUCCUUCGUGGGACGAUUUUUCUUCAAAAUCUAGUUUUAAAACGAUGGAAAAUCAGAUCUGCGAAGAGAUGGGGAAUAUUUUUGGAGCAAAGCGUGUUUGGUGCAGGCUGAUUUAUUCAAGAAAAGAGAACAAAAUUGAUCCAACAAGCCAAGGGUUCAACGAAAAUGGUAAUCAGCAGGACGAACCAUUGGAUAAUUUCUACAUCGAGUCUUACGACACACCCUGUAAUGAUCAUUUGUGCAAAAACUAUGAAAGAUGCACGUAUAAAGGCAUGGGCUACAAAUGUAAAUGUACGCUAUUCAAGUACGGAAAACCAUGUAUUAGCACCAAAGUUUGUGACAAAGACUCCUGCAAAUACAACCAAACUUGCCCCGCAUUGGAGGAUUGUUACAAAUGUGAUUGCAACCUGUUCAAACUUGAACAAGUCUGUGAAUAUGCCGGUUUUUAUCUUCUGUUCUCUGGUUUAAUCACUUUUUGUACUAUAGCCAUCUUUCUCUUCAUUUUCGUUGGCCGUCGACGUGUAAGGCGGAUAUAUACUUUUGGUCCUUUUCAGUCAUUCGAUUAAUCGGUUAUGAUAACGACUGAGGACAGUCAAUAACUGAAUAAAAGGUUUCUUGACUGGGUUAAGUGAACAAACCUACAGCAAGUGACAGAUCCUAGGCCUAAAGGGACACACGAGUGCUUAAACACUUGCGCAGGAAAAAUGGUCAAGGAAAAAAAGACACGACCUCUGAUAAAACCAGGCAAUAUCCUAGAAGCAUCUCACGGGGAAACUACAACUGACGUACACAUUUGUCAGCAUUAAAUCUAGUCCACUGUU